Messenger RNA from Haliaeetus leucocephalus (bald eagle), 1421 nucleotides. It is a transcript of the gene SRSF7, whose product is annotated as serine/arginine-rich splicing factor 7. Gene Ontology annotation, molecular function: zinc ion binding; RNA binding. Gene Ontology annotation, cellular component: nucleoplasm; ASAP complex; cytoplasm. The transcript is spliced from 11 exons. Gene Ontology annotation, biological process: mRNA splicing, via spliceosome. The coding region runs from base 1 to 1167 and encodes 388 amino acids. NCBI's taxonomy places the organism in Eukaryota, Metazoa, Chordata, Aves, Accipitriformes, Accipitridae. The record is from RefSeq and is a predicted model, not a curated record.
AUGAAUCCUUUUGCUUUGCCCUUCACAUCAGAACUGAGUUUGCCUCCAGGACAGAAGUUUACCGGCUUUGCUCUGCGUACCGGCACAUCCCCCGUGCCCAAGCCCUUCCACCGCCUGCGGAGAAGCGGCGUCCGCCCGCAUCCCGGCUCUAUCCUCACCCCCGACGGCAGGGCGAGCACCAAGUGCCGUUACCCUCCUCACCCCGCACCAGUUGCGCGACUGCGGAUUCUGCGCAGUACGGUCCUUCACACGUUUUGCGACUGUGGGGGAGGGGGUGCGCCCGCGCGUGUGCCGCUGCUGGCGGUGAAGGUGGGAGCGGGCCGCGCCGACAAGCUGGCCGGGCCCGGGGGGGGAGGGGGGGGGGGGGGGGGGCGCCGCCCCCCGCCGCGUGAGCCCACCUGUGCUCCGGCUCCGGCGCUGAUCCCGGCUUCGCUCCCGGCAGAGACCAAGGUGUACGUGGGGAACCUGGGCACGGGCGCGGGCAAAGGCGAGCUGGAGAGAGCCUUCAGCUACUACGGGCCCCUGAGAACCGUGUGGAUCGCCAGGAACCCGCCGGGGUUUGCCUUCGUGGAGUUCGAAGACCCGAGGGAUGCUGAAGACGCUGUGCUCGGCCUCGAUGGGAAGAUAAUAUGUGGCUCCAGGGUUAGAGUGGAAGUGUCAACGGGGAUGCCUCGUCGCUCCCGUUACGACAGGCCUCCUGCGCGGCGCCCCUUUGACCCUAAUGACAGAUGCUACGAGUGUGGUGAGAAAGGCCACUAUGCUUAUGAUUGUCACCGCUAUAGUCGCCGAAGGAGGAGCAGGUCCCGGUCUAGAUCCCGUUCAAGGUCCCGAGGAAGAAGGUAUUCUCGGUCACGCAGUCGGAGUCGUGGUAGGAGGUCCCGGUCAGCUUCCUAUCGUAGGUCCCGGUCCAUUUCUCCUCGUAGGUCUAGGUCUGUGUCUCCCCGCCGGUCCCGAUCGGGUUCCUUGAAGAGAUCAAGGUCUAGAUCAAGAUCCAGAUCUAGGUCCAGAUCUGUUACGUGGCCCCGAAGCAGGUCUAGGUCUCAUGGCAGAUCAAAAUCGGGCUCGCCGGCUAAGAGUCGGUCAAAGUCCCGAUCACCAUCUCCAAAGAGAAGUCGUUCACCAUCAGGAAGCCCUCAAAGAAGUGCGAGUCCUGAAAGAAUGGAUUAAAGUUAUGAAGUUAAUCUUUUAGGAAGAAAGUUAUUUUGCUUACAUUAUUAUAAGGGAUUUUGUGGUGUCUUUGUAAAUGUAAGAAUGUAGAUAGAAGAGUAUAUCAACUAAAAUUUGGCAUGAUCUGGGUCUUCUGAGUUAGUCACACCAAUAGACUAGCACAGGUCUCUUUUUAUUGUAUGAAUUAACUUCCUGUGAUAUGAAAAUGUGGGACUUUUUUAUUGGCACAUUGAAAUAAAAUGUGUAUUUUUAAC